AGUUAAUAUGAUAUGACCAAACUGAUGGCAUAAAUUAAACACCAUACCCUUUUUAUUUUCAUUUGUUUUCUCUCUCGCUUGAGAUAAUAUCAACGAAGCAGAAGUGGAGAUUGUGCGAUAAACAAAAAUGGUAUUGAAAAGUCUUCUUCUCCUAGUUUUGGCAGCGUAUUGUCAGGCUGCAAGUUCACGAGUUGAAAAUAGUCUUUGUCUCAAGAUUUAUUCUGCUCGAUACGGUUACGUAUCUCGCUAUGGUCCUUAUAAUGAUCUCGAUUUGUUGGAGUUUUCAAAGACCAAACCAGCAGCUGUAUUCAAAGUCAUUCCAACACGCAUCCUUCAAGAGAUCAAGAGCCAAAAAUGUGUACACAGGAUAACCAACACAAAUAUGCAGUUGGUACUUAAACAUGAUUGUUCAAAUGGGCUUUUGAAUCCAGUUGAUAAGUGGAUGUACAAUGACUUCAAGCUGCAAGAUUACACAGCCCCAGGUGCACCAUGCUGGAGCCCAUGGAAUUAUCAAGGUCGAGAUCCUCCUGCAGUCAAAUUUGUGCCAGGUCUUUCUACAUGUGCUGAAUAUAACAAAAUAAAUUUGGUCAUAGUUUCCUGUCCAGAUGCCUCCUCAGACGAAUUCCAUAGUCAGAAGUACUAAGAAAAGAAAAUUGAAUGGAAAGACGUGUGUAAUUGAAAUAGUAAAAUGAAAACAUGUAUGUUUACCAAUUCUAUAUGACUAAUAAAAGUUGAAUUUCUGCGCA
Molecule: messenger RNA, 746 nt
Organism: Xenia sp. Carnegie-2017
Lineage: Eukaryota; Metazoa; Cnidaria; Anthozoa; Malacalcyonacea; Xeniidae
Exons: 4
Coding region: 128-643 (171 amino acids)
Source: RefSeq, a predicted model, not a curated record